UCAAAACUGAACCAUUUGAGCCCUUUAUGAACCCUUUCAAAGAAUCAGGAUUAGUUGCUGACUAUUCCCAAGUAAAUUACCCACAAGUCAUUGCAACGUGAUGGUAAAACUGUGAAGGCAUGGAGACGCGAGGAAAGGUCAAGAUAGAGGAGACUGUCACAUUAAAUGUGCACAGAAACCUUAGGGAUUAAACAUGGAACCACUUCACAAAUUCACUUCUUAUGAGGACAGGUUCUGGAAGAUAUUCAAAUCCAGGAGUAAAGUGUAUAAAAUACCCUCAAUUGUACAUCCUAUUGUAUUGUGAGAAAAUGGUGUCGCCUAUUCACAAUUUGCCUAUUAAACCGACUCUCAAAUAUUACAUUUACCACCAGAAUAGAUCAGCUGGCCACCAAUAAUUCAGUUUGAAUCCGCACUGAGAUGGAAAAAAGGCCAGCGUAUAAAAAGCUUGAAAAAAAAUAAACCACACCUGAAUCCAAUUCCUUGUGAUUGCGGCUAGUGACACUCACAUGUGGCUCUGGGGCCACAUUGAGGCUGCUUCAGUAGACAAAAGCCUCCCCCUUUUCUCACUUGCUCAGGGUUUAUAAAAAGAGUCUUUGCUGCAGGGUCGUGUUAGAGAACUGUUACAGGGUGAAGCGCUAUGGCUCAAUUUAACGGCGGAGAUGAAAAGAGCCGCUGUUUGAUUAGGGGGGUUAUCCCUUAUCCUAAUCCAGACUGCUGCAACUUUGACGAUAGUCUUUUAGUGGAUUCUUUGAUUUCCCCAACACAAACCAUGAGAGCGCAGCUGCAGCGUCCUUAUGGGUGGUGUCUGGAACCCAACAGCGCUCCGGACUGCGGAGGCCUCGGUGAGAGCAGGGACCCGCCGAGCCAGUUUGAGGAUGGCGGUCCUCCCCCAGACAUAUCUACAGCUCUACGAUCAUUGGCUGGAAUGCACGGGUUGAAUAUGAAGAAACCCUCCCUGAUGCACAAACUGUUCUCAGUACCUGCAUUUGAGGACCAUGACAUUUUGUCGCCAGAAGACUUUCAAGAUAAAAGUGGCGACUGGGCUGCAGAUCGGACUGAGGAAGAUCUUUGUGAAUCAUUCCAGUCGAAGUUUGUUCAUUACUCUCCACUGUAUCAGGAAUACUUUUGGCGGGUGUGGAAAGAAAAUCCGCCCUGCCCGAAGCCCAGCUUCGUGUCUCAACUAAUAACACCCCAUGUGUUGGACGUGCACGACCUGACCCCUACCCAAUACUUCUCUGAUGCAACACUCCCUCCAUACAAACGUCUUGAAGGGACUCUUUGUUCCCCUCUAUCUCCCUGUGUAAAGUCUGCUCCAUACACCCUUUGGCAAGAUCUAAAAGAGGUGGUGCAAUCUGGUCUUCUCAGCGACAUGACAACCAGUGAGAUUCGCCUUCAGGAGGCAAGGUUUGAGUUGAUCAGCUCUGAAGCGUCUUACCUAAGGAGCCUGCGAGUUGUCGUAAAUCACUUCUGUGCAUCGGAGGCCCUCAGAAAGGCCCUGAAUCGAAUGGAGCAUCACUUCUUGUUUUCCAACAUCACAUGCGUGAUGGCAGCCAGUGAGAAGUUUUUAAUAGAUCUGGAAAUGCGACUGAGCGAGAGUGUGCUAAUAUCUCAGGUCGGAGACAUUGUGCUGCAGCACUGCACCAAGUUUCAAAUCCUCUAUGUGCCGUAUUUGACCAACAUGAUGUUCCAGGAGAGAAUGUUCAACCGUCUGCUGGAGCAGAACAGGGACUUCCUAUCUUCAAUCAAGAAGCUUGAGAGUAACUCAGUGUGUCAAAGACGGAGCCUUAAGUCAUUCCUUGUCCUUCCCUUUCAGAGAAUCACUCGUAUUAAACUCAUCCUCGAGGCUUCCAUUGGGUUCUUUCAGAGCAUCCUGAAGCUGACUGACCGAGACUCUGACUCAAUUGCCAAUCUUGAAAAAGCAAUAGAAGCGAUCCAUCAGAUGGUGAUGGAGUGCAACAAAGGGGUGGAAAGAUAUAUGCAAACAGAGGAACUGGUCAGACUGGAAAUGACGCUGGACUUUGACAAAGUUAAGUCAGUCCCUCUGGUUUCAAGCGGGCGCUUUCUGGUGCGCCAGGGUCCCAUGAGACGGCUGCACGCAGAGGUCACCAAUGCGUCGAGAGUGUCCUUCGUCAGCAUCCACCUCCACCUUUUCAAUGACCUUUUGAUCAUCUCGGAAAAGGCUCUGAAGUUCAAAGUUAUGGCUCACGCAUCGACCUCAUCUGUGCACAUUAAGCAUCUGGAUAGUGAGGCUUGUGAUCUACCCACACACUCGUUCCUGUUGACACUCUCCCAGAGUCACAGCGGCCAACAGACGGCCAUGAUACUUGUUGCCAACACAAGGUCAGAUAAAGAGGAGUGGAUCGAGGCGCUGUCGUCUAAACAGUGACGGAAACAUGAUCCACUCAUAGAUGACUUUUGAUUUUUAUACCAAUGCCGUUUUUAACUUGCACAUUGCGAAUACACUUUACUAAUUGAAAAUAUAAACACUGUUCACUUUUAAUAUAAACUUGACUGCACUUAAGCUUAAUUGCCUAUAGAGCACCAGACAACAUAAGGAUUCCAACUUGCACUGAAUUUUCACAAUACAGGCACACAACAUGUAGGGGCAAUUAGUUUUAAGUUAAGUAAGAUAUUUUUUCACAUUCAUUAAA
Molecule: messenger RNA, 2651 nt
Organism: Gasterosteus aculeatus aculeatus (three-spined stickleback)
Lineage: Eukaryota; Metazoa; Chordata; Actinopteri; Perciformes; Gasterosteidae
Source: RefSeq, a predicted model, not a curated record